CGCUCGCGACGCCUCCGUUUUCUUCUUCUUCAAGCUGGGCUCCCCCCUAGGUUUUCUUCUUCUUCCCCUCGCUGCUGCUGCGCCUUCGUCUGCGCCUCCUCGCCCUACUGUUGCUGCUGCUGCCGCCUCAUCAGCGAACGCGCAUCGCAUUCUCUUCCCAGCGCAGGCUCCCUCCUCCAGCGCCUCUCCCCUUUUCAUCACCCUCGUGUACGCCCGCCUUAGUUUAUGAGCUCGAAGGAGAAACCGACCCUUGGUGGCACGCGGAUCAAAACCCGCAAGCGGAACAUAGCGGUUCCGUUGGACACUGGAACAUUUGCAGAUGCUGUGGUCCAAAUCUACAACGAACACAAGGGAGACUUGGAACUUAUCGCCAAGGAUGUGGACGCAUCAGAGCUCGAUUUCUCAAGAUAUGGAGAGACCUUCUUUGAGGUUGUCUUCACUGGAGGACGCAAUCAGCCGGGAACCACCAAACCGGAAGAAGGAGAACGCCACAUGUACUCUGUUCUGACGUGCAAUGACACUCGUGAGAGCAUUCUCCCGGUUGUGCUGUUCCUUCAAAAGAUUAUCAGGCGUCGGCCUUUCAUGAUCAAGGCUCUUGAGAAUGUGAUGAAGAGACUGCUGCAGUCCUUGGAGCUUUAUGGCCCCGAGGAUCGCAAAAAGUUGGCAAUUUUCACGGCUUUGACCUUCUCUCAGAAGCUAUCCGGGCUGCCCCCUGAAACAAUCUUCUCUGCGUUGAUGAGUGAUACUUUGGUCGCAAAGGGUAUUGUCCUGUACUUCGUGACUGAUGUGUUCAAGGUCUACUUAGUGGAGAACACUUUGGAUGAUCUGGUGAGUCUUUUGAAGCGUGCGAAGAUGGACGACCGGCUGCUGGACCUGUUUCCGAUGCAGAAGCGGUCUAUCGAAGGGUUCGCUGAGCAUUUCGACAAGGAAGGACUGAGUGUGCUAGUAGAAUACAACACGAAGAAGGUGUUCGAUGUUAAGCUGAAGGAGCUGCUGACCACUGUAACGGAUCAGAUUGCGGAGGAUGUGAACGUGGCUGAUGUGAUUGAGAUGGUGAAGCAGAGGCGGAAAGAAGCGACGUUGCCGGAUGUAGACGUAGUGCGCACAAUUUGGGACGCGACAAUGGACGCAGUGCAGUGGAGUGGGAAGAACCAGCAACAGAAUUCUAAUCUCGCUCUUCGCCAGGUGAAGCAAUGGGGCAAGCUUUUGGGUGCGUUCUGCACAACCGCGAAGUUGGAGACGGACCUCAUGUACAAGAUCCAGAUUCACUGUUACGAGGACGCCAAGUUGAUGAAGCUAUUUCCUGACAUUAUUCGAGCUCUCUAUGAACAGGAUGUUUUGGCUGAGGACACAAUUUUGAAGUGGUUCAAGAAAGGGACCAAUCCGAAGGGCAGGCAAACGUUCGUGAAAGGGUUGGAGCCAUUUGUGAAGUGGUUGGAGGAAGCCGAAGAAGAAGACUAGGUAUAUCUUACCCGCUCGGGUCUGUACCUGGCAAGUGGCUAGUAAGAGCCACUUUUCCUUAAGAAGCAAAGAGGAAGCUUAUUUCGCUUUCGCCUUGUUUCGUGCUAGUAUGGUAAUGUUGGGGCUUAUACGCUCCAUAAUGAUUUAGUCACAAGUAGAAUCCGACUUGUUAGUGUCUUAGUUCUUGAUGCUAGGACAUCGUGAGCUCAGGCAUUUUUUCUCAAGCAAUGGAUUUUGUUUCAAAAUUUUAUGCUAAAUAUUGUUGGGUAAGUGUAGCUUU
Molecule: messenger RNA, 1741 nt
Organism: Physcomitrium patens
Lineage: Eukaryota; Viridiplantae; Streptophyta; Bryopsida; Funariales; Funariaceae
Cellular component (GO): cytoplasm; membrane
Molecular function (GO): protein binding
Source: RefSeq, a predicted model, not a curated record